Molecule: messenger RNA, 1296 nt
Organism: Magnolia sinica
Lineage: Eukaryota; Viridiplantae; Streptophyta; Magnoliopsida; Magnoliales; Magnoliaceae
Product: MLO-like protein 12
Exons: 12
Coding region: 90-1220 (376 amino acids)
Biological process (GO): defense response
Cellular component (GO): membrane
Source: RefSeq, a predicted model, not a curated record
AAAUAAAAUAAAAAUCCACAUACCCAAAUAUACAUGCAUCAUCAGCCCAUCUAGUCCUGUGAAAUCACAAGAAAGAAUUUGCAAGAUAGAUGGAUCCACGUUCUCUCAAGGAUACACCUACAUGGGCUGUUUCCAUCGUCUGUUCCCUCCUCAUUCUCCUUUCUUUCUUCAUUGAAGGUGUAUUCCACCUUCUGACCAAGUUUCUCAAAAGGCAGAAGAGGAAGCCUCUAAAUGGAGCCCUGCAGAAGAUCAAAACCGAACUGAUGAAAAUGGGCUUCAUAUCAUUACUUCUAACGGUUGGAGAAGUGCCCAUAUCUAGAAUUUGUGUAAGCAAAGGCGUGGGGAACUCUUUCCUACCGUGCGAUGAUCACGAUUCGUCUGCAAUACCUGUUGUCUCCUCGACCACUCAGAUCUCGGGGUUAAACACUACCAUUUCUAGUGAUAUCUCUGACUCUUGUGAAGCAAAGGGGAUGGUUUCUCUUGUAUCAAGGGAAGGAAUCAUGCAACUUCACAUCUUCAUCUUUGUGCUGGCAGUAUUUCAUGUUCUCUACUGUGUCAUAACCAUGUGUCUUGGCGCUUUCAAGAUGAAGAGAUGGAAAACAUGGGAAGAAGAGACAACGACACUGGAAUAUCAAAUCAGACAUGACCCAAGGAGGUUCAGGCUCACCCGACAGACUUCAUUUGGACAACGCCAUCUCAAGUACUGGAGCAACCACCCUGCCUUGCUUUGGCCUGUUUGUUUCCUUCGACAAUUUCGUGGGUCUGUCACCAAGGCUGAUUAUUUCACUCUUCGCAAUGGAUUCAUUGCAGCCCAUUUCGCUGAGGGCAGCAACUUUGAAUUCCAAAAGUUCCUCACCAGAACUUAUGACAAAGAUUUUGAAGUGGUGGUAGGAAUAAGCUUUUGGAUCUGGAUCUUCUCCAUAUUCUUCAUAUUUUUCAGUGCACAUGUAUUUUAUAACCAUUUCUGGCUGCCUUUUAUUCCUUUAGUGAUGUCUUUGAUUGUGGGGACAAAACUACAAGUCAUCAUAACUAAGAUGUGCUUGAAGAGCCGUAACGAGUCAGUUGUUGUUCGAGGGACAAUGCUUGUGAAGCCCAAUGACAACCUCUUCUGGUUUGGUCGGCCACAAUUCCUCCUCCAUCUCCUCCAUUUCAUCCUCUUCCAGAACUCUUUUCAGCUGGCAAUGUUCACAUGGGCAUGGGUAGGUAUCUCUAGUCAAUGAGCUUAAGAGAUUUUCAUGCAUCCCUAUGGCUUAAUAGGUUGAAAUGCAGUACGAGUUCGGGUUGAAAUCCUGCUAC